Messenger RNA from Coffea eugenioides, 2188 nucleotides. RefSeq names its product chlorophyllide a oxygenase, chloroplastic. The record is from RefSeq and is a predicted model, not a curated record. Bases 96 to 1703 code for a protein of 535 amino acids. Gene Ontology annotation, biological process: chlorophyll biosynthetic process. NCBI's taxonomy places the organism in Eukaryota, Viridiplantae, Streptophyta, Magnoliopsida, Gentianales, Rubiaceae. Gene Ontology annotation, cellular component: chloroplast. The transcript has 9 exons. Gene Ontology annotation, molecular function: chlorophyllide a oxygenase activity; iron ion binding; 2 iron, 2 sulfur cluster binding.
UAUUUUUCUCUGUUUUUUUCUUUCUUCUUCUUCUUGCCUUCUAAUAUCAUCUUCCAACGUCUCUGUCACCUUUGAAUUAUCAACCCGCCACCGCCAUGGCCGCCAUUGCUACUGCUACAGCUCUUUCGCUUCCCAUUCCUCUAAGUCGAUCUUCCAAGUUUAACUCCAAAAGGUCUGUGAGAGGAGGCUUUAGAGUCUUUGCAGUCUUUGGAGAAGAAGGCGCAUUAGUGGACAAGAAAAGCCCAUGGUAUCCGCUCUUUGAUGUAGAGGAUCCAAGGUCUAAAAUUCCCCAGUGCAAAGGGAAAUUUCUGGACGUGAAUCAGGCCUUAGAAGUUGCUAGAUAUGAUAUACAAUACUGCGAUUGGCGGGCUCGGCAAGACGUUCUCACUAUCAUGCUCCUGCAUGAAAAGGUCGUAGAAGUAUUAAACCCUCUUGCCCGGGACUUCAAAUCAAUUGGAACCAUGAAGAAGGAGCUUGCAGAGUUGCAAGAAGAGCUUGCGCAAGCUCACAGACAGGUGCAUAUAUCAGAAGCAAGGGUUGCAACUGCUCUUGAUAAACUGGCUUACAUGGAGACAUUGGUCAAUGACAAGCUGCUUCAAGACACAACCAGAUCAGAAGCCAGUCGUGUAGAUUCUUCUCCCAGCACUUCUCAACCAUCUCUUGAAACUGUAAAAAGUAAGCUACCAAGGAGCAGCUUGAAUGUUUCUGGACCAGUCCAACCUUAUAAUCCCCGUUUGAAGAACUUUUGGUACCCCGUGGUUUUCUCUGCAGACCUGAAGGAUGACACCAUGGUUCCUAUUGAUUGCUUUGAGGAACCUUGGGUAAUCUUUCGUGGGCAAGAUGGGAAACCUGGAUGUGUCCAAAACACCUGUGCUCACAGAGCCUGCCCACUUCACCUGGGUUCAGUCAAUGAGGGUCGCAUACAGUGUCCCUAUCAUGGGUGGGAAUACUCUACUAAUGGGAAAUGUGAAAAAAUGCCAUCUACAAGAUUGGCUAAUGUAAAGAUCAGGGCAUUGCCAUGCUUUGAACACGAGGGGAUGAUAUGGAUAUGGCCAGGCAAUGAUCCUCCAACAGCCACCCUUCCUUCUUUACAGCCUCCUUCAGGAUUCCAAAUACAUGCUGAGAUUGUUAUGGAACUUCCAGUAGAACAUGGACUACUCUUGGACAACCUUUUGGAUCUUGCACAUGCUCCUUUCACUCAUACAUCCACUUUUGCCAAGGGAUGGAGUGUACCCAGCUUGGUUAAAUUUUUGACACCUGCAUCUGGCCUUCAAGGAUAUUGGGAUCCAUACCCAAUAGAUAUGGAAUUUCGACCACCCUGUAUGGUGUUGUCAACCAUCGGAAUCUCGGAGCCUGGCAAAUUAGAGGGACGGAGCACUGAUCAAUGCACUACUCACCUUCAUCAACUUCAUGUUUGCUUACCUGCAUCUAGGCAAAAGACAAGAUUAUUAUACAGAAUGUCACUAGAUUUUGCUCCUGUGCUAAAACAUAUCCCUUUCAUGCAAUAUUUAUGGAGGCAUUUUGCAGAAAAGGUUUUGAACGAAGAUCUACGACUAGUGGUUGGCCAACAAGAUAGAAUGAUUAAUGGAGCAAAUGUUUGGAAUUUGCCAGUUUCAUAUGAUAAGUUAGGAGUGAGAUACAGAAUGUGGAGGGACGCAGUGGACCGGGGAGUGAAACAAUUACCCUUCAGCAAAUCAGUAUAGCAUCAGGUUCAAGGUUGUUCAACUUGGGUUUUUCAUAAUAAAUCAUCAAAGCAUGCCAGAACUGCAGACGAUUGUGCCAUCCCUUUAACUGGUAUCAGUUUCUACCUGCUCUACCACAGGAAAGCUGCAGUCUCAGCCGGGAACUGUAAUAUACUCAUUCGAGGCAGAAAGAAAAUGGUUUUCGAAUAACACGCUUGUAAAGGAACUCUGCACUUAUCUUUUUUUGAUUGCUUAGUGUACAGUUAAUCAGGCUCCAACCCUCCCUAUUGUAUCCUCUGAGUGGAACACUUCCCUUUUCCCACUUUUGCCCAAUUGCCUUCCCCAGAUUCUUUUAUUUGUGAUUUAGCCUCAUGGGAACCAUGCAGGUUCUUUUACUCCUGAAGUCUUGUUUCAGCCUGGGAAAUGAAACCACUUCUGUACCAUACCAAAACAUGUUUUCUUUGAACGAAAUCAAUAUUCAUUAAUAGCUUGAUGCCUUGAUCUGA